Messenger RNA from Schistosoma bovis, 210 nucleotides. The record is from the annotation of a GenBank genome assembly. NCBI's taxonomy places the organism in Eukaryota, Metazoa, Platyhelminthes, Trematoda, Strigeidida, Schistosomatidae.
AUGUGUGUCCGUGCAUACCACACUACUACUACUACUACUACUUCUACUUCUACUCCUACUACUACUACUACUACUACUACUAAUCCUACUACUACUACUACUACUACUACUACUACUACUACUACUACUACUACUACUACUACUACUACUACUUCUACUACUACUACUGAUAAUAGCAACAAUAAUGAUAAGUAUAUUAAUAAUGAAUAA